Messenger RNA from Necator americanus (New World hookworm), 906 nucleotides. RefSeq lists its product as uncharacterized. The record is from RefSeq and is a predicted model, not a curated record. The transcript is spliced from 9 exons. Gene Ontology annotation, cellular component: plasma membrane. Lineage: Eukaryota; Metazoa; Nematoda; Chromadorea; Rhabditida; Ancylostomatidae. Bases 1 to 906 code for a protein of 301 amino acids.
AUGAUUGAAUUAUUCAAGAAGUUCUGCUCGAAAUAUUGUAGCAAAAGACGGGCUUUCUUUGCUACACUUACUGUGUUCACUACUAUGGGCAUUUAUUCCCUGGCAGUUGGUGUAUGGCUGUAUCUGAAACGAACCGAUUUCUACGAGUUAACUCCUACCUCUUUUUCUGCUUUCUCUACUGCUGGAUUAUGUUGCUCUACUGGAGUAGCUGUAUGCAUUAUAUGUACGGUUGGAUGGAUUGCGGCUACAGCUUAUAAUCGUCGUCUUUUGCUUACGUAUGUUGGCUUCGUUAUUCUCCUAGCUAUUAUUCAAACCGUAACAGGUGUCUUAGGAUUGUCCUACAAGGAAGCUGCCCGCGAACAUGUCCGUUUGGAUUUACUUCACAAUAUUAACCGCACUGCAUUGGUGACAAGUCAGGGACGAGUUUUCGACUUGACUGCUUCUUGGGACAAGCUGCAAAAGUCGCUGAAGUGUUGCGGUGUGAAUAAUGCGUCGGACUGGCACUAUUCUCGUCGCUGGCCAUUACAGCAGUUCGUCCCUGAUAGCUGUUGCGAUCCUGAAUAUUUCUCGAGUAUUGUCUCUAUGGGUCAUUGCGGAAAAGUAGACAACACUACUAUCCUUUAUCAACAGGGAUGUUUUGAAGUUUUUGCUGAUUGGCUUUAUCAUCAUGUAUCUGUGAUGAAUUGGAUUUCUUUGACUCUUCUUUUUGUCGAGCUUUCUUCCCUCGCUAUCGCCGUUUCCUUGGUUAAUUCUGACUCAUUCUUUGUGGGAUCAUCAGGAAAAAGCCGUGAUGAAUAUCAUCGCUGCUUGGUGGAGAUGAACGAAAUUGAAGCAAGAGAUUUGCGUGUCCAACCUAUGGACAGAAUUGGCGAUGCACGUCAGGAUCCUUUGGAUAACAUCCUCUAG